Euleptes europaea (tarantolino) is the source of this 1008-nucleotide messenger RNA. RefSeq names its product testis-specific serine/threonine-protein kinase 1-like. The record is from RefSeq and is a predicted model, not a curated record. The transcript has a single exon. Gene Ontology annotation, molecular function: protein serine/threonine kinase activity; ATP binding; tau-protein kinase activity. Gene Ontology annotation, biological process: microtubule cytoskeleton organization; intracellular signal transduction; protein phosphorylation. The coding region runs from base 1 to 1008 and encodes 335 amino acids. Gene Ontology annotation, cellular component: cytoplasm. NCBI's taxonomy places the organism in Eukaryota, Metazoa, Chordata, Lepidosauria, Squamata, Sphaerodactylidae.
AUGGAUGAUGCUGAAGUUCUUAAAAGGAGAGGCUACAUCAUGGGAAUCAAUCUCGGAGAAGGGUCAUACGCUAAAGUGAAAUCCGCCUACUCAGAUCGGCUGAAAUGCAAUGUCGCGGUAAAGAUAAUUGACAAGAACAAAGCUCCACGGGACUUCCUGGAAAGGUUUCUUCCGAGAGAAAUCGAAAUGUUGGCCAGAGUGAAGCACUACGCCAUCAUCAAAACCUACGAGAUCUUCGAGACAUCGGACGGUAAAGUCUACAUUGUGACCGAGCUUGGCGUACAAGGAGACUUGCUGGAGUUCAUCAAGAGAAAAGGAGCCAUCCCAGAGGAUGUGGCUCGGAGGAUGUUCCAUCAGCUCUCCAGCGCUAUCAGUUACUGCCAUGAAUUGGACAUUGUCCAUCGGGAUUUGAAAUGCGAGAACCUACUUCUGGACAAAGAAUACAACAUCAAGUUGACGGACUUUGGUUUCUCCAAACGGUUACAUCGUGACGACGAAGGCAGAGUCGUCCUCAGCAAAACCUUCUGUGGGUCGGCGGCCUAUGCAGCUCCAGAAGUGCUGCAAGGCAUCCCGUACCAGCCCAAGGUGUAUGACAUAUGGAGCUUGGGCGUUGUUCUCUUCAUCAUGGUCUGCGGCUCCAUGCCCUACGAUGACUCCAACAUUAAAAAAAUGCUCAAGUUGCAGAAAGAACACCGGGUGCACUUUCCCCGCUCCAAAGUGCUGUCGUCUGAGUGCAAAGACCUCAUUUAUCACAUGCUGCAGCCUGAUGUCACUCGCCGCUUGCGCAUCGACGAGGUCUUAACGCAUGUUUGGAUGCAGGAUCCCAAAUCCGUCUCAGACACUAUGCUUAUGAAAGGAGGGGAAUGCUCUUACAACCAGAAUACGAUCAGGGCAGCAUUUGGGAAGGAUUCGGGACCAGAGCCCUCUGAAAAUGAAGAAGUUAUCCAAGAGGAAAGGCACACAGAAAUGGAUAAACUCUCUGACCAGGUGAAAAGGACAGCGAUUUGA